CCCCAAAACCCUAGCGCCGCCGCCUCCACCACCGUACUGCAAACCCAGCAGCGACAGCAAUGUCGGGCAAGGGCGACGGCCCGGCGAUCGGGAUCGACCUGGGAACCACCUACUCCUGCGUCGGCGUGUGGCAGCACGACCGCGUGGAGAUCAUCGCCAACGACCAGGGCAACCGCACCACGCCCUCCUACGUCGCCUUCACCGACUCCGAGAGGCUCAUCGGCGAUGCCGCCAAGAACCAGGUCGCCAUGAACCCCGUCAACACGGUCUUCGAUGCUAAGCGCCUUAUUGGCAGGAGAGUCAGUGAUGCUUCUGUCCAGAGUGACAUGAAGCUGUGGCCGUUCAAGGUCAUUGCUGGACCUGGAGAGAAGCCUAUGAUUGGUGUUCAGUACAAGGGGGAGGAGAAGGAGUUUGCUGCUGAAGAGAUCUCCUCCAUGGUCCUCAUCAAGAUGCGUGAGAUUGCUGAAGCUUACCUUGGCAGCACCAUCAAGAAUGCUGUUGUCACUGUCCCUGCCUACUUCAACGACUCCCAGAGGCAGGCCACCAAGGAUGCUGGAGUGAUUGCUGGUCUGAAUGUUAUGCGGAUCAUCAAUGAGCCAACUGCUGCUGCUAUUGCUUAUGGUCUUGACAAGAAGGCCACCAGCGUUGGUGAGAAGAAUGUUCUCAUCUUUGACCUUGGAGGUGGCACCUUUGAUGUUUCCCUUCUUACCAUUGAGGAGGGAAUCUUUGAGGUCAAGUCCACUGCUGGUGACACUCACCUUGGUGGUGAGGACUUCGACAACAGAAUGGUCAACCACUUUGUCCAAGAAUUCAAGAGGAAGAACAAAAAGGAUAUCAGCGGCAACCCCAGGGCUCUCCGUAGGCUGAGGACAGCUUGUGAGCGGGCAAAGAGGACCCUCUCCUCCACUGCCCAGACUACCAUUGAGAUUGACUCGUUGUAUGAGGGCAUUGACUUCUACACCACCAUCACCCGUGCCCGGUUUGAGGAGUUGAACAUGGAUCUGUUCAGGAAGUGCAUGGAACCUGUGGAGAAGUGCCUGAGAGAUGCCAAGAUGGACAAGAGCACUGUCCAUGAUGUUGUCCUUGUUGGUGGCUCCACCAGGAUCCCAAGGGUGCAGCAGCUGCUCCAGGACUUCUUCAAUGGCAAGGAGCUGUGCAAGAACAUCAACCCGGAUGAGGCUGUUGCCUAUGGAGCUGCAGUACAGGCUGCCAUCUUGAGUGGAGAGGGCAAUGAGAAGGUCCAGGACCUCCUGCUGCUUGAUGUCACGCCUCUUUCUCUUGGUCUGGAGACUGCCGGAGGUGUCAUGACAGUGCUGAUUCCCAGGAACACCACCAUCCCCACAAAGAAGGAGCAGGUCUUCUCCACUUACUCGGACAACCAGCCAGGUGUCCUCAUCCAGGUGUUCGAGGGUGAGAGAGCCAGGACCCGCGACAACAACCUGCUGGGCAAGUUUGAGCUCUCUGGCAUCCCUCCUGCCCCCAGGGGUGUGCCCCAGAUCACGGUCUGCUUUGACAUUGACGCCAAUGGCAUCCUGAAUGUCUCAGCGGAGGACAAGACCACUGGGCAGAAGAACAAGAUCACGAUCACCAAUGACAAGGGCAGGCUGAGCAAGGACGAGAUUGAGAAGAUGGUGCAGGAGGCGGAGAAGUACAAGUCAGAGGAUGAGGAGCACAAGAAGAAGGUGGACUCGAAGAAUGCUCUGGAGAACUAUGCCUACAACAUGCGCAACACCAUCAAGGACGACAAGAUUGCUUCCAAGCUGCCCGCGGAUGACAAGAAGAAGAUCGAGGAUGCCAUCGACCAGGCCAUCCAGUGGCUGGACACCAACCAGCUGGCUGAGGCUGACGAGUUCGAUGACAAGAUGAAGGAGCUGGAGAGCCUCUGCAACCCCAUCAUCGCCAAGAUGUAUCAGGGCGCUGGUGCUGACAUGGCUGGUGGCAUGGACGAGGACGACGCACCUCCUGCUGCUGGUGGUGCAGGCCCCAAGAUUGAGGAGGUCGACUAAGCGCAUGCAUCAGUACGAGGGCUUCUACCAGUGUUUACCCCUGCAUAGUUUAUCCCGUUCGUUAGGCUGCUGUGGCAGUUCGUGGUAUUAGAGUGUUGGAUGUGGUCAGUGUGAACUCCGUUCUAAGUUCUGAACAAUUAUAUGCAUGGUUACGGUUAUGUGGUUUGCUA
This is a messenger RNA of Lolium rigidum, 2176 nucleotides long. Its product is annotated as heat shock 70 kDa protein 1-like. The coding region runs from base 60 to 2006 and encodes 648 amino acids. The record is from RefSeq and is a predicted model, not a curated record. Gene Ontology annotation, cellular component: cytoplasm. NCBI's taxonomy places the organism in Eukaryota, Viridiplantae, Streptophyta, Magnoliopsida, Poales, Poaceae. Gene Ontology annotation, biological process: cellular response to unfolded protein; protein refolding. Gene Ontology annotation, molecular function: ATP hydrolysis activity; heat shock protein binding; ATP-dependent protein folding chaperone. The transcript is spliced from 2 exons.